Messenger RNA from Penicillium vulpinum, 2745 nucleotides. RefSeq names its product anaphase promoting complex subunit 2. The record is from RefSeq and is a predicted model, not a curated record. NCBI's taxonomy places the organism in Eukaryota, Fungi, Ascomycota, Eurotiomycetes, Eurotiales, Aspergillaceae. Bases 1 to 2745 code for a protein of 914 amino acids. Gene Ontology annotation, cellular component: anaphase-promoting complex. The transcript is spliced from 2 exons. Gene Ontology annotation, biological process: ubiquitin-dependent protein catabolic process. Gene Ontology annotation, molecular function: ubiquitin protein ligase binding.
AUGCUCUCAACCGUACCCCUCAAUGUGGGACGUAGGCGCGUCUGUGGCUCCGUCUUCUCCCCUGCGUCUCUUGAAGCCCACCCGCCCUCGGAUUUCCAACGCGAGCAGACGCCAGUCAUAUCGUUCCAAGAAUCAACCGACUCUUCAUCAACCUUCAAAGCAGACUCACAAUCAACCUCAUUCGCGACGAUUGGGGGAUCGACAGAUGCUGCGUCCCCAGAGGAAGACACAUUAAACCAAGCGCGGCAGGCAGCCAGAGAAUUUCUGUCUGUGCCCAAUCUGGGCUUUGAGUUGCUUUACAAUUUCCGGAAUACUGAUGGAAGUCAGAUGUUGAAAGAAUGGAACCGGCUCAGCCCUCCGUCGAAGGAGACGGCCGAGGCUCUAGAGUAUCUUAUGCGAACUUCUCCGUGGACCUUGUUUGAAUGGUACGGGAACGAUAUUCGGAGGCAUUUUCUGGUCAAUUUCCGAACUGGGCUAUCUAAGCUGUUAAAAUCCCUGGCAGAAGGUCUACUCCGGACAAUCGUGGACUGCCUACAGCUUGCGCGUCGAAUUUAUCUCGCUCCCGUCGUGCACUACAUGCUUCCGUUGAUAGCUCCUUCCCACCAAGGAGGGUUCUUGGCUCAACUACAGCGUGCUUUUCAUACGGUGGUUCAAUACAGUCUACCAUGGAAGAAUAUCUCACCGCUUCUCGCCAGAGAGCUUACACAAGAUGCUGUGAUUAUUCUAGGCAUUGAUACCCUGGACGAAGAUUUCGAUAUGGACAGAAUGAGUCUCGAUGGAACGGAGAUGGAGCGGGCAUACUCCGUCUCGUACAAAGACUGGAGGCAAGAAUCACCCGAAGCCCAGGCACAUAUGAUGGUCGAGGGAGAAGAUGGCCGUGUGACGAUUGCACGAGAUCAACUAUUGGCAUUUCUCAACGGCUUGCAGCUUGUCGGGCUUGGCGGUGACCAGGCCCAGAAGGUGUUCGCCAACGUGAUGAACAUCAUGAUGGGAGACUUCAUUCGUGCCGCGUACACUGGUGAAUGGGAGUCGCCUUCAACCGCACCACAGCACCUGGAACAAUGGAUUGAAAAUGUCUAUGCACGGCUCGUUGUACAGGUUCUGGCCAUCAUCGAUUCUGACCUCGCUGGAACCCAAUCCGAGGCGAUAGAAGUGAGCUUUCGCGACGUGGAGAAGUGGCGAGUGAUGGGUAUUGCUCGGCUGGGCAAGCUUCGAGUCAGCGAGCUCUUCGAUGUAGUUGUUGAUUGGCCUGCAAGCAGUGGAGCGGUGGAGGAUCUGCGACGUUUCACAAACAACUCGUCUGGAGCACGAUUGUAUGUGACGCAUUUCUUUUCUAUUAACUUGCUCCAGCGAUUAUUGCAUCCCGGCGCUUCUACAGUCGAGAUCUUGCAGGUUUACAUCUCGAUCAUUCGAGCAUUCCAUAUCUUGGACCCCAAGGGUGUUCUGCUGGAUCGCAUAGCUCGACCGAUCCGGCGAUACUUGAGAGACCGCGAUGACACCGUCAAGGUGAUUGUUAGUGGUCUAUUGGCGGACCCUGCAACAGCCGACGGACCGACGGCUACCGGCGAUAACUUAGCAGAGCUAGCGGCAGAGCUGACCAAAGUCCACCAUCACUCCAUGCAAAACAACAGGAGCGAACUAGACUAUGACGAUUUAUACUGGAUGCCCGAUCCAGUCGAUGCCGCUCCAGACUAUAAAAAAUCAAGGAGUGUAGAUGUCAUUGACAGUCUAGUUAGCUUGUUCGACUCGAAGGAAACAUUCGUGAAGGAAAUGCAGACUCUUCUCGCAGACCGCCUCAUCCAGAAACGCCAGAACUACGACCAAGAGAUUACAGUACUAGAGCUGCUGAAGGUCCGAUUCGGUGAUUCAGCACUGCAGGCAUGCGAGGUGAUGCUGAAAGAUAUCUCUGACUCCCGACGUCUCGACCUCACCGUGCGGAAUGAUCAGAUAUUGUCCGGACAUCGAAAACAAGCAGGCGUCGGAAAACUCCACGCCAAGAUUCUGUCACGCUUCUUCUGGCCAGAGUUCCAAGAACAGGAAUUCAAGGUUCCCGAUGAAAUCAUCAAACUGCAAAAGCGCUACGCGACCUGCUUUGAAAAGCGCAAGGACUCGCGCAAGCUCAUGUGGCGCAACGCCCUAGGCCAAGUCACUGUCGAGCUUGAGUUAGAGAACCACACUUUCAAAGACGAAGUGACAACCUGGCAAGCAACCGUAAUCUAUGCCUUCCAAUCUGAAUCGAGCGAACCCGCUACAAGAACCAUCCCAGAACUCGCCGAAGAGCUCGAGAUGACGCCUCCGCUUAUACGUAGCGCCUGUCUCUUCUGGGUCAGCAAACGCAUCCUCACCGAAGUACAUCGCGAUACGUUCCGUGUGUUAGAAGUCCUCCCCACAGAAGAUGAUGAACACCAUGCGCACGGAGCCGGUGACUUCAGCGACGCAUCGGACAGCGAGGCGGGCGACACGGCCAACGCAGCCGCGGCGGCUGAAGCGGCGGCCGCAGCAGCAGCAAAGGAAUCUGCUGAGGCGGCUGCGAUGGAGAAAAUGAAUGUGCAUUGGCAGUUCAUUGUGGGCAUGCUCACAAACCAAGGACCAAUGGCUCUGAAUCGUAUUGUCAUGAUGCUGAAGAUAGCUGUUCCUGGCGGGUUCCCAUUCAGCAACGAGGAGCUGCGCGAGUUUUUGAGUGGUAUGGUUUCGAAGGGCAAGUUAGAGAUUGUUAACGGGGGUAAUUACAAGAUCUUGCAUUAG